AUGGCAGUGCAAUAUAGUAUCCAAUCUGGGUAUGCAAUACUAUAUGAUCAACAUAUCAAGGUACAAUGGAGUAAAUUUGUGUGGGAGAGAUGCAGUAUUCCGAAACAUAGAUAUAUUCUCUGGCUAGCUCUGCAUCAGAAGUUGAGAACCAAAGAGCAACUCAGCAAAUACUUUCCGGCGAUGGACACAGUAUGCUUGCUGUGUGGAGAUCACAAGGAAGAUAUUACUCAUCUAUUCUUUCAAUGUACUUACAGCAAAAUCUGUCUUGUGAAGAUGAAGGAGUGGAUUGGUUGCCGAGUACAAACAGAGCAUUAUCAAGCAUUAUUGCAAUGGAUUUCCAAAGCAAAACAUCUCAGCAAACUCAGGAAAGGAUUUUUCAUAGCUGUUGUUUCUGCACUAGUAUACCAUAUAUGGAGGGUCCGAAAUGAUGUCUUGUGGUCAUCUAAGAUUUGGUAUGUAAAUCAUAUUAUAGAGGUCAUUAAAAGAGAGUUAAAAUUGAGAUUUAUUGUAUCAGUGUACAAGGGAAAACGAAAUAGGGAUAAAGAAUGGAUUCAAAAAUUAUAA
Molecule: messenger RNA, 564 nt
Organism: Humulus lupulus (European hop)
Lineage: Eukaryota; Viridiplantae; Streptophyta; Magnoliopsida; Rosales; Cannabaceae
Exons: 1
Coding region: 1-564 (187 amino acids)
Source: RefSeq, a predicted model, not a curated record